AAAAGCGAAAGUGAGCAGCCAGCGAGGGCUGCCGGGAAAGGCGCGGCGUCGGCAGGAAGGGUGUGUGCCUAUUUGGAGCAGAAGGCAGGCAGCAGGUCCUGGGAAGGCAGACUCUCUAGGCGUGAAGAUGUUCUUUACUUGUGGCCCCAAUGAAGCCAUGGUUGUCUCGGGUUUCUGCCGCAGCCCCCCAGUGAUGAUUGCUGGGGGCCGGGUAUUUGUGGUACCGUGUAUACAACAGAUCCAGAGGAUCUCACUUAACACACUGACCCUGAAUGUGAAGAGUGAGAAAGUUUACACCCGGCAUGGAGUCCCCAUUUCAGUCACUGGCAUCGCACAGGUGAAGAUCCAGGGCCAGAACAAGGAGAUGCUGGCAGCUGCUUGUCAAAUGUUCCUGGGCAAGUCUGAAGCAGAAAUUACACACAUUGCUCUGGAGACCCUGGAAGGGCAUCAGAGAGCCAUCAUGGCCCAUAUGACAGUAGAGGAAAUCUACAAGGACCGUCAGAAGUUUUCUGAGCAGGUCUUCAAAGUGGCCUCGUCUGACCUGGUCAACAUGGGGAUCAGUGUGGUCAGUUAUACCCUCAAGGAUAUUCACGAUGACCAGGAUUAUCUUCAUUCUCUGGGAAAAGCCCGAACUGCUCAGGUACAGAAGGAUGCCAGGAUUGGAGAAGCCGAAGCCAAGAGGGAUGCUGGCAUCAGGGAAGCCAAGGCCAAGCAAGAGAAAUUGUCGGCCCAGUUUUUGAACGAUAUUGAGAUGGCCAAAGCCCACCGAGAUUUCGAGCUGAAGAAGGCUACUUACGACAUCGAGGUGAACACGCGGAAAGCAGAAUCAGACUUGGCCUAUCAGCUCCAGGUGGCGGUGACCAAGCAGAAGAUUGAAGAGGAGAAAAUGCAGGUCUUGGUGGUGGAGCGAACUCAGCAGAUUCAGAUCCAGGAGCAGGAGAUGAUCCGUAAAGAACGGGAGCUGGAGGCCCAGAUCAAGAAACCAGCCGAAGCAGAACGUUACCGGUUGGAGAAAUUAGCCGAGGCUGAAAGGUGUCAGCUCAUCAUGCAGGCCGAGGCAGAGGCAGAAGCCAUCCGGGUGAAGGGCGAGGCCCAGGCGUACGCAGUUGAGGCCAAAGCCCGGGCUGACGCUGAGCAGAUGUCGAAGAAGGCAGAAGCUUUUAAGCAGUAUCAAGAGGUUGCCAUGGUGGACAUGCUUUUGGAGAAGCUUCCAGAGAUGGCCGAAGAGAUCAGCAAACCGUUGGCUUCCGUGAGUAAGAUCACCAUGGUGUCGAGCGGGAAUGGAGAUGUGGGUGCCGCGAAGAUGACCGGGGAAGUGCUGGAAAUCAUGAAUAAGCUGCCUGACGCUGUUGAGAAACUGACCGGUGUUAGCAUCUCUCAGCAGAUGAAUCAGAAGAAACCAGGACGGAUGAACUGACGGCUCAGAAGGACAAAGGAAAAGUCUUCUUGAGAGUUGAACACCCAUGAAUCCUCAUCAAUGUGCACCCAUAUUUAGCGUUCCUCCUACCGGUGCCCUCCUGUGAAUGCCGAACCUUUGUUAUGGACAAGAUUGUUGCAUGCCGAUCAGUAUCAGCAAAUGCUGAGGUCUUGUUACUCUGCUGUAGCACCGUGAUAUAGCUGGUGAUGUCGCAGGUCUACCCUGUCCCCACAAUGUGUCGCAGUGUGGACCUGUGUAUACUGAUUUCCACCGUCACUUGUAAAACAGGAUCCCGUUGUUCCUUUCCUUGAUGCUGUUUUUGCUGCCUG
Messenger RNA from Thamnophis elegans (Western terrestrial garter snake), 1746 nucleotides. RefSeq names its product flotillin-1-like. The coding region runs from base 128 to 1417 and encodes 429 amino acids. Gene Ontology annotation, cellular component: plasma membrane. Lineage: Eukaryota; Metazoa; Chordata; Lepidosauria; Squamata; Natricidae. Gene Ontology annotation, biological process: regulation of receptor internalization; positive regulation of endocytosis; positive regulation of cell junction assembly. The record is from RefSeq and is a predicted model, not a curated record. The transcript is spliced from 13 exons.